AUGAACUCGCUUUCAAUUUUAAAUAAUAUUGAAGAAAAAGUAGUGGAUGCAAUUAAUACAGCGGCAUUAUCAAUAGACUCAUUAUCAGAUUCGCUAAAUGUAGAAGAUUCACCUGAAAAUUUUAAUAGAUUCCAAUCACUCUCUGAUAGAUUUUAUUCAAUUGUCAAAAAAGAUAUUCAUAAAGGUUUAAUUGAUUUUAUAGACUCUAUGACUGACAUAGCGCCAUUUGAUCACUCUAGUUAUUUAAAGAAAGCGGAAUUAGAUGUAUCUCAUAGUUUUACCGAAAUCAUUUUAAGUCAUUUAGAUGAUCUAAACACAAUUAUUGAAAACCAUCAAUUACAACAACAACAACAAAUACAACAAAAAGAACUUAAAGAAAAAGAAAAAGAAAAACUAUUAAAUCAAACCAAUCAAAUAGAUAACCCCACUUCAAUAAAUACCGAAAUGAAUGUGGACUAA
Molecule: messenger RNA, 459 nt
Organism: Dictyostelium purpureum
Lineage: Eukaryota; Evosea; Eumycetozoa; Dictyosteliales; Dictyosteliaceae
Exons: 1
Coding region: 1-459 (152 amino acids)
Biological process (GO): regulation of transcription by RNA polymerase II
Cellular component (GO): mediator complex
Molecular function (GO): transcription coregulator activity
Source: RefSeq, a predicted model, not a curated record